Molecule: messenger RNA, 3571 nt
Organism: Monopterus albus (swamp eel)
Lineage: Eukaryota; Metazoa; Chordata; Actinopteri; Synbranchiformes; Synbranchidae
Gene: stxbp6
Product: syntaxin binding protein 6 (amisyn)
Exons: 5
Coding region: 384-890 (168 amino acids)
Biological process (GO): exocytosis; Golgi to plasma membrane transport; regulation of SNARE complex assembly
Cellular component (GO): exocyst; plasma membrane
Molecular function (GO): phosphatidylinositol-4,5-bisphosphate binding
Source: RefSeq, a predicted model, not a curated record
AUGCAAGAGCAGGCUACGUGGUGGUGUGGCACCGUGCGCGUCUGUCUGGGAACCUGCUACUUGCUUACCUUCCUUACGCGUGCGCGCGCGCCCACAGAGUCACAGACAGACACUCCACAGAAACGGCUGCGGGAAAAGCAAGCUCUCCUGCUGCACAACAGAAGAAGACGCGAUGUUAAACACGAAAUGCUCCCGUUUACCCUGAGAAGACAGGUGACAACAAGGAAGAGGCUGCUGAGAGAAGUGGAUGAACUGUGACCGCAGCUGGCGAAAUUAACCGGAGGAUUUGUGACCUGCACGUGGGAAUCAGCGCUGAAACGCGUCGCAAAAAGUGGAUCUCAUCUUAGCCACUUACCAGCUGUUCACACCUGCCCUCUUCAGAGAUGAGUGCCAAAUCAGCAAUCAGCAAGGAGGUCUUCAUACCUCAUGAUGAGAAGAUGCUUGCUGCUGUGCAGGUGAAGCGGAGGACCAAGAAGAAGAUCCCUUUCCUGGCCACUGGUGGUCAGGGAGACUACAUGACCUUCAUCUGCCUCUCAGUGACAAAUAAGAAACCAUCCUAUGUAUCCAUCACAAAAGUGAAGCAGUUCCAAGGAUCUUCAUCCUUUAUAAAAAGGUCACAGUGGACAAUUGACCAGCUACGGCAGGUCAACGGCAUUGACGCCAACAAAGAUUGUCCGGAGUUUGACCUGAUAUUUGACAAUGCUUUUGACCAGUGGGUUGCCGGUUUAGCAGGAGAGAAGUGCACCUUCAUCCAGGUUCUCCACCAUACCUGCCAGCGCUACAGCUCAGCACGGAAACCAGAGUUUGUCAACUGUCAGUCUAAACUGCUCGGGGCAUCUGUUGAGCACUCUGCUGAAAUGAUGACGUCUAACAAAAUGCAUCAGCUGUGACUCGAAGCACAGAUCAGCUGGUUUUACAGCACAUGGAAAUGCUCAAUACAACACUAAAUAAUAAUUUCCCUAAUUUGUGUGAUGUUGAUACAUUUCAUUGUGUGCCUUAAGUGUGAAAGUCAUUUUAAUUGGUUUCAGUCCAUCAAAAUAACAUUAAACAUCACAGUAAUAGUCAGUCUCCUAAUUAUUGUUUGACACGGAUAUUAAAGCUGAGGCUGUUGGAAAAACAGCCAAGUGAAAGCUAACCCCCCCCUCCCCCCAUAAUAACAUUCACUUCAUGCCUAACUAAACAAUGAAGACAGUCUGAUUAAACAGGUUGAAGUUCAACCAAUCCCAGUGUUUUAGACUUGACAAAUGCAAUUACAUAUAUUUAACUGGUCAUUUCAUGGCUGUGACUGGUUAAUUUGUUAUUUGGGGAAUGGCGAGUUUGGUGUAGGUGAAUGGUUUGUUCUAUAGUGAAACCCAGCAGAGAAUGCAGCAUCCUUCUUGACCAACCCUAAUCUUUGGGAAACAUUCAACCUGUUGUAUUAUUCUGGAAAUUAUUUAUGGAAACACAUCCCUGACCUGCUUCUUGCAGGGUGUCCCGAGCCCCACAAACAGGAGUCAGUUACCACAAACAGAUAUUUUUGAAAGCAAGAACAUUUAUUUACUUUGCUGGAUUUCAAACUUAUACCUGUUGCGCUACAGAUGAAAGCUUUCCUUUGACCAAGUUGAGGAAUGAAUGACAGCCUAGAGUCUCCUGUAAUUGUGAAUAUGCACUUUGUGAACACUUUUACAGUGCAAAAAAGUUUUUGGGAAUUUAUUGGUGCAACUGAAGCACUGGAAAGUAUUAGUCUUGCAUAGUACAAUUGCAGAGUUAAGACUACAUGAGGAAUGUGUAUAAAGACACUAUAAUUACUCUCAAAUUUCUUUUCUUUUUUGAUUUUAAACCCAACAUUAAUGAUGACGAAGCUGCACAUUCUAUUGCAUUGACUUGACCUGCCUCCUACUCUGAAAACCUUAUUUUUAACUCACUUAAACUUAGCCCUGGUGCAGGCUUUUGACUUGGAAUGUGCAGGUGGGAAAGAAACUGUGGUCCUGGAGAGCAAUGAACUUGGAGGUUUUUAGAGUAGGAUGGAUUAUGAAGUACAGAUGUUGCAUAUCAACUCCAUGACUAAAGCAAAUUGAUUAGUCCCUGUAGCAUUGUUUCAAGUCGUCCGUGAUUAUAAGAUGCACAGCACUGCCCUUGAUAUAAUUGCUUGUAAUAUGAAUGAAUAUACCCCCCCAAAAAAACUACAAAACCUACUUAAAAUACACUGUUAAGAGCGUUUUUUUUUGGAUUCAGAUAUUGAGGCAGCUAUUGGCACCAUACUGUAAGCCCAUCUGGCCAAUGAUCUGUUAAUCAACUCCUGGCUGUCCAUGUGUAGGCAAAGCUACGUGUUAUAAAUGGGAAAGCUGACAGUUCACCACGCACAUUGUGACAGGAGGAACUGAGAGGAUGCAAGUCUGCUGCCAACUCUGUCCACUUCAGUUUAAGUCUCACACCAGUGCAAAACAAAAAUCGUGACGCUGCUCAGGUGUGGGACCCUAACUGUGGGGGAGACUAUCUGCAGAAAUUCAUGUGAUGGCAGACCCUGGAAAGAUAGAAAUUAAAAUCACAUAAAUAUAGUCAUACGUGUCGAAGAUCAGGAAAAUAUGUUGAUAUAAUAAAUAUAUUAAUCUUGCACAGUUUUCCUAUGCUCCAUCCAUUCUUGAGUUGAAAAUGACAAUAUACUGUAGAUGAUAACAAGCUUGUGCACACAGUGCAUCUAUGUAGAAGUACUGUUAACAUUUAAUCAUCAUUUAACAUUUAAGCAUCACCCUGAAUCUCAAAAUGGUAAAAUGUCAUAGAACAACAAAGCCCUGUUACACUAAUUUGUUAUAGUGAUACAAAACCAUUUAAAGAAAACUUAGCAUUGAAAUCAAAUUCAGGAGUGAGAUUUUUUUUUAUAUCAAUGACUUUUUUCACCAUCUUCUGAUUUCUUAAUGCAUUCUGUUAAAAAAAAAAAAAGUUUCUGAGAGAAACGCCAAGUGAACAGAUACACCUGAGUUUUAGGUUCUGUCUGCGCUGCAUGGGGUGCAUAGGUGUGUUUUUGAUCCUUGAUGAGGCAUGUAAUUGUUCUAGAAAUAAAAGCAGCUAAUUCACUAAUUGCCUUGUUAUCAGGGCGUACUUGGCCUGCUGCCCACAUUGUUGUACCCUGUUCUAUCCCAAUUCCCACGUGAGCCUCUACAUUUCACUGGCAUACUGUAGGACUGUGAGCCAAGUGAAUGUUUUUAAGCCCUCGCGAUUAGGCAAACGCGUUUUCUUCUAGGUGACACUGGGUGCUCUGUGUUAAGGUUAAGACUCCUCCAGUCAGGUGUGAAGAAGGAGCUUGCAUAAAUAUAGUCUGGGUUUGAAAACCUUUUUACUAAUGUGUCAUACCAGUUUCAGUUCCUUCACAUAAAUAACCAUGUUUACAGUAUUCAUUCUGCAACCGACAUUGUAUACAAACGGAUAAUAAACAGUAACAAGUUUCACAGUUGCAUGAUAUUUUUAAAGAACGGAGCCCUUUGUUUUUAUGUGUGUUUUAACACUUGGAUAAAAUUGUAAUCUCUCUUGACUGAUUUCACAACUAUAUAAUGUUUUGAACAUCAAAGCUGACUAUGACUUUCAAUAUUUUCUC